Messenger RNA from Purpureocillium lilacinum, 441 nucleotides. The record is from RefSeq and is a predicted model, not a curated record. Lineage: Eukaryota; Fungi; Ascomycota; Sordariomycetes; Hypocreales; Ophiocordycipitaceae.
AUGCAGAGUUUGGUUUUUCGGGCUCCUGACGGGGUGACGUUGGGAUUGUUUUGGCGCGCGAAGAGUUUUCACUGGGGUGCAGCGUGGAAGAUGACGGUUUGCAGCCUGGAAAGGGAGGGUAAUGAUGCUGUGGCACGGGGCGCAAAGUCACUUUUUGCGGGGAGCCGGGUGCAGAGGUACAUGCGGGUGGCAGCGCGCCCCAAGCCUUCUGUAGCCUGGCGCCUGGCGGGCGCUGGGGGGGGCGACGUGCAGCUGCACUUUGGAGGGAGGGGCGCCUCAGCCACCUCACCUCACGCGCACCCACGCCUCACCUCACAAUCAGCGCACGUUGACGCUUGCGGCGAGGGGCGUCAUUGCACGUUGACGGGACUUGACUUGGGCAGGCCUGGAAUAGCCGCCACCCAGUGGUGGAGGAGCGCGCGCAGGCACCUGCAAACUUGA